Messenger RNA from Saccharomyces cerevisiae S288C, 2283 nucleotides. RefSeq names its product protein phosphatase regulator GIP4 (gene GIP4). Lineage: Eukaryota; Fungi; Ascomycota; Saccharomycetes; Saccharomycetales; Saccharomycetaceae. The transcript has a single exon. Gene Ontology annotation, molecular function: protein phosphatase regulator activity; protein phosphatase 1 binding. The record is from RefSeq and is marked reviewed. Gene Ontology annotation, cellular component: cytoplasm. Bases 1 to 2283 code for a protein of 760 amino acids.
AUGGUAGAUGUGCAAAAGAGAAAAAAGUUGCUAGCCAAAGCUGCUGCCAGCGCUUCUAUUCCGGCAAUCAAAGGUUCUGUUCCGUUGGACUCGUAUGAUAUAAAAAUCAUUCAAUAUAAGAACGCUCUUUACAAGCUGAAUGAACUGAAUAGGCUACUAAACGUUCUGGUACCGCAUUUGAAGAAGAAAAGAGACAAUGACGAGUCCUACAAAAUUAUUCCCCUCGUUAAUUUCAUCUUAUCACUUUGUGAGGGUCCUAUAUUUAAUGUAAGCCCCGUAUUGGCUAAGAGGUACCAUUUGCUCUGUCGAUUCCAGCUGAUAAAGCUAAGCGAAGUGCAGCAGAGAUUAUCAACUAAUUUUAUUGAUGUAGAGGGCUGGAUGUUUCCCGAGGAGGUACCCCUAGAUCACUAUAAAUCGUGCAUAUACAAUAAUUCUCUACAAUGGAAGAUUUUAAAUUCGCUGUCUUGCAUUGCUCAAAAUGCUAUAAAAAUUUAUAAUGCCAAGUUGAGACAGAUUUUAUUGGAAAGGGAUGCGUACAAAGCUCGGUCACUUCCAUUUGACACUUCAAUAAUUGAAGACUUGUUAAAUCCAGUUGAAAUGACAUUGAUUCUAGAUUUAGCCGUUUUGAUUAAUGAUCCAGUAAGGGAUAAGUCCACCCAUUCCUUUUACAAAUUGCAAUGGCAAGUGAUGGAGAAACUGAACUCCUGUGUUCAUUCGAAAAUCUUCCCCAUUCUAAGGACAUAUUACAACCAAUUGCAGAAAUUUUCGGAAACAAGACCUACUUCACUGUCAAAUUUACAGAAGGAUCUACCACAUUGGGAAUGGACUCUACACAGGAUAUACACUUUCCACUUGCGGGUUUUUUCUGUCUUGUGUGUUAUUAUCAGUUUCUCUAGGCAAAUUUUCCUACCGAAUAAACAACAUUUCUUGGACAUCAAGACAAGAUUAUCCAGCGAAAACGUGUACCAUUACGAUUUGAUAAUUUGUGAGCUGAUGGCUUUGCUCUCUCCAGAAUGUGAUGAUGUCACAGCUUUAUUCGAACUGCAGGAGAAUUUAAAAUUUUGGACUCAAACGGCGCGUACCGAUAACAAUUCCUCAAGAACUCCCAUUUUCCACCUUCAACCUGGUUUAGUUGUGGAAUUGUUUAAUAAUCAUAUCUGCAAGAUUAUACCGAAAUUGAGGUCCAUUAUGGGAUUAUUAUCCAAUUGGAUGGAUUGCUGGAAAUAUAUUGAGAAAAAUUAUAAAACCUUCGAUGAAACCAAUGACUUGCGGGAGAAUUUGAAAGAAAAGCUAGAAAGAGAUAAGGCUCUGUAUUUAGAGGUUAAAAACGCGAAAAGUAAGCUAAAGAAGAAGCCGUCAAUAACAAAGCUGCCAGCCUCUUCUUCUCCAUCCCCCUCACCCACAUCUUCAGCAAGCCCAUCAAGACAGGCCUCUUUAGAGAGCAUAAGAACAAGGGCAAGGGCGCAUUUAGCCUCAAAUUCUUCUAGGUCUCCCUCAGUAUCGCCUGUAAGGACCACUUUCAACAAUAAAAACGCAGAAACGAAGAAAAGCGUGGUGUCUCCGGAGAAAAGAAAACUGAUCAACGGCAGAAGGCCUAGAUCCUCAUCUUUGCAAUCCUAUACAAACAAACAACAAACCUCAUAUUUGAAUUCUACAAGACAUCCGUCAAUAGCUCCACCUUCAAAGCUCAACAAUCAAAGGUCCAAUUCUUUGCAGUCCUCAACCAUGACGUUAAAUCAAAAAAUCGUCCAAGAUACAGUGCGGCAUUUGAUGAACAAAAGUGCAUCUACACCCAAUCCUUCUGCAUCUUCAUCGUUAGCGCCUUCACCAAAAGUAUCCAGUAUAAACAACACCUCCUCAGGAAAAUCAUCAAGUACCCUGAUUGCCAAUAGUAGUGAUACUUUGGCUAUAGAGACAUUAACUCUAGAUCCGGAGUCAAACUCCAGUGAAUUGUCCAUCAAAAGGGUGAGAUUUGCUGGUGUACCGCCAAUGACAGAGGCAGAAAAUCCUAAACCAACAAAGGUGGGUUGGUACAAGAAGCCGGCUGUGCUACAUUAUCCGCCAAUACCUGCUUCGGCAAUGAUCAAGCCGCUACAGCAUAAGUCCAAAUAUAACACGCUGAGACAAGAAGAAGGGUUUACCUUUCGAAAAAGUCUUCGAGAUGGAUUAGAGUGGGAAAAUGGCGAAUCUGGCUCCGAAACUACCAUGAUGCCGUUUGGGAUCGAAAUCAAAGAGUCGACCGGGCAUAGAAUAGCUUCUAAAAUCAGAAGCAAAUUGAGAUAA